AAAAAAAUUGUGAUUCCAAUUAAACAGAUACAAAAGAUUAUAAACAAAUCUUAAUUAGUGUUUUAUGCAAGUAAAAACUUGAUCGAUUUAUAAAUAUUGAAACACUAUCACCACAUAGUGGUGAAAUGGUGGAAUUAAUCUAAACUUGUCAACAAGCAGAGUGUUACCAUCUAUUGUAUUCGGUUAAAAACAUUGACUAGAUUUUUAGUUAAUAUUAAAAUCAAAAUCGCAAGAGAUUACGACUUCUGGGAUGCAAUAUAUAUCGGAAUAUAAUUAUAAUUGAGCGAACAGUUAGCAAAUGAAAAGAGUAGUACGGCAUGAAAAAAUAUUGAAUGUGAAAUUUAUGCCUCACCUGUAGUUUCAGCUAGAAAAUAAUAGGUAGCGCAGUAAUUUUCUACAGAAGAGGUUAUAUAUUGUUUCUUUUUAAGCGGAUAAUUAUUUACUGUAACAAUGACAUCUGUCAAAGAUCCAUUAAGAGAAGAUGUUCAAAUUGAACAAUCUUAUAUGGAAAAUUCAGCAGAUCAUAACUCAAGAUGUGGAUCGCCGAAACGAGGAACUACGCUUUCGACAAGCACAAGUAGCUUCGAAGCAUUGGAUCCCCAUGAUCCAAAUCUUAGUCGUUUAGCUAAUACGAUGUUUCAAAAAACUGGUGAAUAUUUGCAAGAAGAACUUACUUCCACUCAUGCCGAUUACCGCUUAUUAGAACGCUUAAAUAAAGAAACUAUUGCGAAAUAUACUGAAUUGAAGACAAUAUCCUCUAGUGUAGCGCAAUCUUUGGAUUCCUUAAAUGAGAAAUAUAAAAAAUUACAGCCAAUCUUAGAUAAUAUCAAUGAAAUUGACGAUAGUGUAACCAAGUUAGAACAAGCUGCAUAUAAAUUGGCAGCGUAUUCAAAACGAUUAGAAAUGAAGUUUAAGGACAUUGAAAAAGAUACCAAAAGCAAAUAGAACAAAUAAUUGAUCAAAAUUAAAAAUAUAUAUAAAUAUAAUUAAUUAAUAAAUUAUAU
Messenger RNA from Frieseomelitta varia, 1004 nucleotides. It is a transcript of the gene Blos2, whose product is annotated as biogenesis of lysosome-related organelles complex 1 subunit 2. The record is from RefSeq and is a predicted model, not a curated record. Gene Ontology annotation, molecular function: gamma-tubulin binding. Gene Ontology annotation, biological process: lysosome localization; endosomal transport. Gene Ontology annotation, cellular component: BLOC-1 complex; BORC complex; gamma-tubulin complex. The transcript is spliced from 2 exons. Bases 451 to 945 code for a protein of 164 amino acids. Lineage: Eukaryota; Metazoa; Arthropoda; Insecta; Hymenoptera; Apidae.